GCCACGGCCACCGUCUCAGUCACUCUCUCUUUACAGUUUUGCUCUCUCUCUCGCCAGAUCGUCGAGGUUAAUCUGUUGUCUUUUUGUUCUUUACUGGCUCUCUCUGCAACUUUGUGAGGAUCUGGUGGGUGAAGUACCCAUCUUUUUAAUCAACAAAGAAAUCGGAAAGAUUCAAAGUUUUUGUGGGCUCAAAGUUUGUAGCCAGAGAGGAGGAGUUGAUGAUCAUGAAGAAGAAACUGGAGGAAAUACGGCCCGAGGGCUCCGUUAAUUACAUCCCCAAGUAUUGUUUUGGAUUUUCCGUGCCAGAGAUUGACAAGAUAAUGUUGGACCGGUUGCCGAAACACCAAAUUUCCAGACUCAAGUGGCCACAAUUUCAGUCCAAGACGUUGCUUGGUAUUGACAGUGCCCAAUGGCCGAUCUGACUGGUAGAUUGCCGGAGGACAUUCUUUCUUCUAUAAUAUCAUUAAUAUCAGUGAGGGAAGCUGCCACUACUAGCAUCCUUUCAAAAAGAUGGAGAUACCUUUGGACGACCUCUUCUAACCUUGACCUAGAUCCCAAAAACAUGCUUGGACUUUUUUUAUGCUUGGACCAUUUCAAAAGCCAGCAUACUGAGUGGAAACAGAAGCAAAAGGGAAGAUUUGUUAGAUGGGCCAACCAUAUUCUGGAACUCUAUGCCGGCAAAAAGAUAGAUUCCUUUAGGGUUGAGUAUCCGUUGGGUAGUGGUCAUGGUUGCGACGUUGAUCGAUGGAUUCAGUUUGCAAUUGGUAUGCAAGUUCAAAGUCUUUCUAUCAACCUGUUAGAACAUUAUUUGUCAGACUUGUCUCGUGAGCUCUAUAAAUUUCCAUAUUGGCUAUUUGAUCAAGCAGGGAGACAGUCAAAGAUAAAACAUUUGUCUUUGAAGUUCUGCAGCCUGAGUAUUCCAGCAAAUUUCAAUGGCUUGAACUCCCUUUCAUCCCUCUCGUUGACAAGGACAAGUUUAAGUCAAGAGAAUGUGGAUAACAUUUUGAAUGGUUGCCCAUCUUUAGAAUGGUUUAGUAUGAGCGAAUGCCGUUGUCCAUUUCAUUUGAAAUUAUCUAGUGGAUGUCGGUUUCUCAGGCUGAGACACUUGAGGAUAUUUCGUUGCGAUCCUUUAGAAAAAGUUGAAAUUCAUGAUGCCUUAAGUAUUGCAUCAAUUGAGUACGAGGCAAUAAUGUUUGGGCAGGUCUUGUUAAAGAACAGUGCACAACCUGUUAGAAUAUGUAUGACUUUGGAUCGUGGUGAUCGUCGAAAUUUGCAAUACAAUCCUAGAAGUCAAAUUACAUAUAUCAUUGGCACAGUUGCGAAAGAGUAUCCUCUACUUGAGACUUUAUUUGUGAUCACUCCAAUGGUCCAGAUUGAUAUAAUACCUAAGCACUUAACUGCAUUUACUAAACUCAAGCGGUUGAAGUUAUUAGGUGUAAGAUUUAGAAAAAUCCUGCUGGAACUGACCUCUGUUUUUUUGGAGGCGGCUCCGUCAUUGGUUGAACUUGAGAUGGAUCUCCUCCUUCCCUGCACUGGUGCAGCGAAAAUAGAGCACCGAAAGAUAGUCAAUGGAGCAGAUUACACAGAGCACAAAAAGAUACCACUUAAAGAAUAUUGUCAACAUCAGCGUCUCAAGGAAGUGAAGCUAAGUGGAUUUCGUGGUUAUACAUCUGAAUUUGACCUUGCCGUACUUUUGCUAAAAAAUGCUCUUCUUCUUGAGAAGAUGAGAAUUGUUCGAGAAACAAUACUUUAUACAGGCGACAGUGAAUGUUGGGUUAUGAAGUUAGACACAGAUCGAAUCAAACAAGAGCAAAUUCUCAAAAUUUUGGGUCCGGAGGUGCCAUCUACUGUUAAUUUAGUACUUGAGUGAUCUUUCCUGUUUCUUUGAUGCCGGAUGAAAAAUAAAGAAUUUGGUCUUUUAAUUUUAUUUGUAAUUCAAUAAUAGGUUUGACCCGAAGUUUUAAGUUAUUAUGUAAUUCUAUAAUGGGCUUAGCCCAAAUCUGUCAACCCUAAUUUUAUUUGUUUGUCUAUUUAAAUGUUUUUUGUAACAAUUUUUAAAUGAAUGGCGAAUUAUAAUCUUUGUGUGAGAAAUUUUUGUAAGAGAUA
This is a messenger RNA of Corylus avellana, 2106 nucleotides long. NCBI's taxonomy places the organism in Eukaryota, Viridiplantae, Streptophyta, Magnoliopsida, Fagales, Betulaceae. The record is from RefSeq and is a predicted model, not a curated record.